Messenger RNA from Salvia miltiorrhiza (redroot sage), 1227 nucleotides. RefSeq lists its product as uncharacterized. The transcript is spliced from 6 exons. Bases 1 to 1227 code for a protein of 408 amino acids. NCBI's taxonomy places the organism in Eukaryota, Viridiplantae, Streptophyta, Magnoliopsida, Lamiales, Lamiaceae. The record is from RefSeq and is a predicted model, not a curated record.
AUGUCUACCCACACAACUGUGGACAUUGACCCACCAAUUCUUGUUCAUCCCCUCGGUGGAAUCGUUGACAUUGAAAAUGACGAUGACCCAGAAGACGACGACGAACCGUUGACAUCUGAUGACGACGACAGUAAUGAUGAUGACAGUUGUGUCUAUACUUAUUUGAAUCAAUUUGAAAUAGGUACCAUGUCUCAUCGUAGAGGAUUGUUGGGGUUUGGUAGUCGGUCUUCUGGGCCUGAGCAGGAGCGACAGUCCUCCUCAGGCUCUGGGCCAUACAUUUCUGCGAUUCCAGAGUCUGGUUCCACUCCACAGACCGCUGCUGCAUCUGGGUCUAGAAGGCCCAAAGGCCGAUCAGUGGCUUCGAUUAGGGCCGAUUGCGCUAGGCGCGAUGGGAGGAUCCUCUUUCAGAGGAAUACUGAUGGUCAGUUGAUCGAGCCCCCGAGGAUCUCCACCAAUUGCACGAACUCGUUUAAGAGGAUUCCGAACCCAGGCGGGUACACGUGGAAGUUAACUCCGCCAACAGUGCAGGACUUGUAUUUUGAGGAAUUCAAGAAAGAGUUUGCUUGGAACCCUGAUGAUGAGGCUGAUGUGAAAAAAAUGUGGUUAAAAAAUGCCCGCAAAAGGUACAGUGACAACAUGAGCGAGUAUAAGAGACAGCUCAAGGAGAAGACCGAGGCAGGGGAGAUGAUGGAGACACCGCUGGGCAUGUCCGACACCUUUUGGACGGGACUCAAGGCAUACUGGGGUCUAGAUGAGGUUAAGGCCGUUUCCAGGCGCACACGUGAGAACCGAUACUCUGAGCCCGAUGGAGUUGGUACAGGGAUCAACCGGCACGUUGGAGGGUUUCAGUCGAGUCGUAUUCUGCAGCAGAGUCUGCUCUUGGAUGGUGAAGUCCCCCCAACUGCAUCUAACUACAGCACUUUCCUCCGCCUACACAUGCACACUGAUGGAACUUUUGUGUCAGAAAAUGAUGCCAACCUUGAUGCGGAGAUUCAUCGCGUUGCUGCUGAGACAGGACGAGAGGACCGACUCGAUGAGGUCUACUUGGAGCUCGUACGUCCCAGUAGGUCACGACUGUACGGCACUGGAAGUGCCGGUGUGAGCCAGUUUAGUAGGGGCUCUACUAGCAGUACAGGCUCUUCCGAGAUGUCUCAGCGGAUGUAUGAGACUCGGAUCUCCACACUGGAGGAGCGCCUCCAAAGGGCUGAGGAGGAUAGGGCGGCCUAA